This is a messenger RNA of Danaus chrysippus (African queen), 2475 nucleotides long. The record is from the annotation of a GenBank genome assembly. Lineage: Eukaryota; Metazoa; Arthropoda; Insecta; Lepidoptera; Nymphalidae.
AUGGCUCGAAGAUAUCGCGAUGCCGCUGCUAAAUUGCAGCAAAGUGUUCAAAAGCAUCUACAAGGAAUGAAAGAGUUGUCUUCUUCUGAAGAUGAUGAACCCUUCGAACCAACUGUACUGGAUGGAGUAUUUCAAAGCUACUGUAAAGGCGGCGGUGAUACUCAGUUACUCAACAGAACUAAGAACCUUCUAGAAGAAGCUAUUAGCGGUCGAUCAAUCACUUGCUUGAUUUGUAUUAGUUCAAUUAAACGAGCCGAUGCUAUCUGGACGUGUGAACAUUGUUACUCUUACUUCCAUUUAUCCUGCAUACAGAAAUGGGCUAAUGAUAGCAUCAGUUUACGCAGCGAAGAAAAUCAAGGACCUGUUACAGUUUUGUUACCCAAGAAAGUGGAGUGGUGCUGUCCAAAAUGCAGAUACUCUUAUAAUAAACAACAAAUACCUCACAAGUAUCGUUGUUAUUGUGGUAAAACUGAUGACCCUCCAUUACACCCCUGGUUAAUACCUCAUACAUGUGGCGAGGUGUGUGGAAAAUUCUUAUCAACUGGAAAUAACUGUAAACAUAAAUGUCUUCUGCUUUGCCAUCCCGGCCCUUGCCCACCAUGUCCACAAACCGUGAAUGGUGCAUGUUACUGUGGGAAAGAAGUGAAACGAGUUAGAUGCAGUGCAGGCAAAUGGUCCUGCAGGCAACUAUGUAAGAAGAUAUUACCUUGUAAUACUCAUAAAUGUGAAAUAGAAUGCCAUGAUGGCGAGUGCCCGCAAUGCAAUUAUACAAGCUUGCAAAGUUGUCAAUGCGGUGCUGAGAAGGCAAAGCGCCCAUGUGACGACUUAGUAUGGCAUUGUGAGAAACAGUGUAACAAACCAUUUGCUUGCGGAUUCCAUGUGUGUGAGAAAGUUUGCCAUUCAAGUGAUUGCGGAGAUUGUCCGAAUUCUGGAGUAAAAUCCUGCCCCUGUGGUGCUAACCAAAGAUUUAUACAAUGUCCUGAUACCAUUGAAACAUGUGUCAGUACAUGUAAUAAGAAGCACGAAAAUUGUGAGCACAACUGUCCAAAUAAAUGCCACAAAGGUCCAUGCCCACCUUGCCAAGUUGUAAUUGAGAAGAAAUGCCAGUGUUCAACCCAUACAAGGUCUUUACCUUGUUACAAAGAAUUUAAAUGUGAAACUAAAUGUAGAGGCAUUAGGCCAUGUGGUAAACAUGGUUGCGGCAGGAAAUGCUGCAACAUGAACUGUCCACCAUGUGAAAAGAUAUGUGACAAACCUUUGCAGUGCGGUCGUCAUAAAUGUACAACAGUUUGUCACCAUGGCCCUUGCUAUCCUUGUCCACUUGAAUCAAAAGUGUACUGUCGUUGUAAAGAAACAUACAUUACUGUACCAUGUGGUAGAGAAAGGUAUACAAAACCACCAAAAUGUAGUCUACCAUGUAAAAUUAAAUAUAAAUGUGGGCAUGCCGAUGAAAACAAACAUAAAUGCCACUUUGGAGACUGUCCGCCGUGUAAGGCAAUUUGUAAUAAACAGUACGAGAAAUGUGACCACAAGUGUGUUGCUACUUGUCAUGCGAAUGUUUCAGUUGUGUUUAAGCAAGUUGAAAAACCAGCAACUCCUUGGGAGGUACAGCCUCCGAAGACGAAAAUAGUAGCUCUGAAAUGUCCUCCCUGUGAGACUCCGGUAAUGGUAACAUGCUUUGGAGAGCAUGAAACUGAUAGCCAACCGUGUCAUACUGCUUCAAGAAAGCCGUGUGGAAGACAGUGUGGUCGACCAUUAGCAUGUGGAAACCACAAAUGUGAAUUAUCCUGUCAUUUAUAUGAGUCCGAUGAAGAUUAUCCUAAUGUACCGUAUACAUGCAAACCAUGUAAUCGAGAGUGUUUAAUAAUCCGUCCACCUAAAUGUACGCACAAGUGUGCAAAACAGGGCUGUCAUCCAGGACCUUGCCCGCCAUGUAAUAUUCUAGAAAGAAUAUCUUGUCAUUGUGGUGUAACUGAUAUAUAUGUGAGAUGUCGUGAAUUACAGAGCGCUACAGAGGAAAUGCUAAGUUGCAAACAGCAAUGCCCUAAAAGCCUCGAAUGUGGCCAUAGAUGUAAAAACCUGUGCCAUUCAGGUAUCUGUGGCCAGAAUCAAGUAUGCAACAAGAAGACUAAAAUACACUGUCCUUGCGGCAAUUUAAAGAAAGAAGCAGCUUGCAAAGCCGUUAGGAAUUCAGAGGUUCAAGUCGUUUGUGAUGAAAGUUGUGAAGCUAAAAAAAUUGCGGCCCAAUUAGAAAAAGAGAAAGAGGCGAAAAGACUCAAAGAAUUAGAAGAAGAACGGAAUCGUAGAGAGUUAGAAGAAUACACUUGGAAAUUAAGCGGCAAAAAGAAGAAAUAUAAGGAGAAAAAGAUUGUUGUUGUUACCGAUAACAGAAACUGGUUUCAGAAAUAUUGGUUUCCUAUUUUGUGUGUUCUGAUUGGUGUGUUGUCUGCUAUUUAUUAUAUAUUCAAUGUUUGA